AUGAGCCAACAGAAAGACAAGCCUUCUUCAAGACUUCGGUCGAGUCCCAGAGAAAGAUCUGUUGAAUCCCAACCGGAAGGUGAUAAAAAUCUUGAAUCUCAACCUCAACUAGAAACUCAUUCUCAACCACCAUCAUCAUCAGCUUCAUCCAUAUUCUCGGUACGAUCUAAAGAAUCAAGGGAUACUGAUAAUUUAAGUCAAGGUGCUUCAGAUACUGGACAAGGAAGUCCCAAAAAAACUGGUUCAACUUUAAAGAAUUUGUCCAAAUUUUGGAAAUCUCAUAAAAAGCAUAAAUCAUUAGACGUAGUACCUCAAUCUCAAGUACAACCCAAAUCACAAAGAAGUAAUUUUGAAAAGAUAAGGAAUCAAUUUGAAUCUCAAAAUAACCCAAGUAGGAUAAUUGAAGAAGAUGAAAAUGUACAAAGUGGAAGAGAACGAUCUGAAUCAAAAUCAAAAUCAAAAUCUCCAAUCCCAGGUACUAGUACAGAUAUAAGGAAGAAAGAAGAUAUAUCACAUCUGGAAACAUCAGAAGAAAAUGUACGCAAGAAGACCCCAGAGCAAGAGACUGAUAAUCCCAAAGAAUCAUUAUCACCUAAAAAAUCACAAUCCAUUAGUGAUUCCUACAUUGAAGAGGUAUUAGGUAUUUCAUUAGAUCAAUGGCCAUAUUCAGAAGAGUUAUUAUUAUCAACUAUAGCAUUGAAAACUGAAAAGGAAAAGACUAAGAAACAACAUUUGAAAUUAACAUCAAUUCAAAGUUCGAUUGAUCUUAUAAAGUUAUCUGUUGCAACUGGUAUACCACCAAAUCAAAUACCAAAUGUUUUCGUUUCAAGUGAACAAACUAAAGAAUUGAUCAACAAGUUAACUCAGAAGAAAAUAGAACUUGAAGAAGUACCAUCUCAUACGGAAAAUGUCAAACCUCAUCAAUUUCAAUUUCAGACUUCACAAUCAAAGCAUUCUCGUUCAAAUUCUCAAUCAGGUAUUUCACAACCUUCUACACAAGCUAAUCAAUCCCAGGCACCACAAAAUCAACCUUCAUCUUCAUCAACUCAACCGAGUUCAAAAAAUGCCACCACUUCUGUUUUUAAAGUUAAUAUACCUCAACAAACACAAUUUCAGUUUCAUCAUUGGCAAAAACCAGGCGAAGGAGGAUCUUCAAAUACAACACAACAAGAAACUGAUAAAAAGAGAAAAUUAUCGACUGAUGAAGGUUCAACAUUACAUACAGCUAAACCUCAAACUCCAAAUAGAAAUGCAAAUGUUUCUUCACAUAGAAGAAAUCAAUCUGAAGCAAAUGUAUCACAACUAAGAACUAUGUUUGAAACACAAUCCACUCAACAGCAACAUCAACAACAAGGAUUUGGUCUUAAUCAAGGACAAUCCCAAACUCAACAGCAGGCACCACCUCAAUGGGGAUCAAGAGCCUUAGGUUCACCUUAUUAUCCACCUCGUGAGAGAAGACCUGUUUAUUAUCAAUUCCCUGCACCACCACCACCACCAAAUCAACAAACUAGUUAUCCACAGCAAGUUACACAUCAUCAACUACAACCUCAACAACAUCCCACCCCACCUGGACAACAACCGCAACAUCAACAAGUCUAUCAAAUACCCCAAAGUCAAGGCCAGCCUAUUCCUCAAUCUGCAUCUCAGCAGUAUACUUUCCCACCACAAGUUCAGUAUUAUCAACCAGUUCCACCACCACAAUUUGUAUUCCCACCAAAACCACCUCAACCAUCAUCAAUUCAAGGAACACCACAAAGAAUGGAACCAUCAACUCAUCAAGUCACAUUACAACCAUCAUCCACUGGUCAACCAUAUAGUGCACCAAGUACAAUUAAUCCUUUACAACAACAAAACCCAAUACAAUAUAGAGAAUCUUCAAGUGUUCAAGGCUCACCAAUUUCAAUGAAGAGAGGAAGUACAAGUAGUACAGGUGAUAAGGGGAAAAGUGAUGUUAAUUUUUUGAUUUCUACACCAAAUAAUCCGCCAAAACGGUAA
Messenger RNA from Hansenula ciferrii, 1995 nucleotides. RefSeq names its product Muscle M-line assembly protein unc-89. Lineage: Eukaryota; Fungi; Ascomycota; Saccharomycetes; Phaffomycetales; Wickerhamomycetaceae. The transcript has a single exon. Bases 1 to 1995 code for a protein of 664 amino acids. The record is from RefSeq and is a predicted model, not a curated record.